Molecule: messenger RNA, 498 nt
Organism: Adineta ricciae
Lineage: Eukaryota; Metazoa; Rotifera; Eurotatoria; Adinetida; Adinetidae
Source: the annotation of a GenBank genome assembly
AUGUUCUCCACAUCGGUUGUGAUCAACAACCACCUUCAUUAUGAUACUUCGUCAUCACCAUUAUCAUCAUCGUCCUCCUAUUCCAGUUUAGAUAUUUCCGAAGACGACGACUUCUUUUCGUUCAACAACAGAUCUAGUCAACAGCUAGCUGAAUUAGUUCCAAGCGAUCAAAACAAUUCCACUGACUGUUCUACUAGGUCACAUAGUUAUAAACAUAUGAAUGGUCAAAUAUUAGAAUCAAAAUUAACUCAGUUAAUGAACGAAAAUGAAAUCUUACGAGCCAAAAUCGACAUGUUAACAAGAAAAUAUGGAGAUUUGAAUAAUCCACAAGAUGAAUUAAAAUCAGUCGAACAGCCAACUGUUUCAAGUAUUCUCGAUCAAUCAUCAAGACAGAUCCAUCAAUCUGAUAAUAACUCAACAGUAAUGCUAACAGAACAUUUAGCUUCAAUGCCAGUAAAGUUGCGUUUCAAAGUAUCAAAUAUUACAGGCGAAUCUUGA